UUCAAACAGAAUGCAGGUAAAGCAGGCGUCUCGUUGGUUGUUCUGCUCGACUGUUCGGCGAUUUUCGUCUUUCGGAUGCGUAACUCGUAUAAAAAACGUUCAUUUAUUUGAAGUAAUGUUGCGAGAAUAGGAGCAAGAAUCGGCGUUAUUUUACUGUUCAUCGUUCGCUGUAUAUACAAUAAUAAUUGUAAUUAAUUUACGUUCACGAAUCGCCUUUGUAAUAUGUGUUUUACGUAUUAAUUUCGUAUUAAAAUGUGAAAUAAUUUCGAUCACAAUCAGCUCGAAAUCGUAUUCUAGAGGUGUCCACGAGAGUAUGCUGUAACGUAAUAGUGUCCUGAAUGGAAAGGGGAAAAAGUGCUCGGUGGAGUUGUCAAUUUUUACACCUAGCAACAGAUGGCAGGUGGAGUACAUGCUUCUUCCCCGGGCUCUGCAACUGUCACUCAUCAGAUGGGACAUUCAGUCCGUCGUCCAGAAUACUCGAUUCAUUUAAAUGGCGAAACGACGAGUUCGACGAGAAAACGUAGACGAAGUUCCGAUGCCGGUUAUCAGUUGGAUUCGAAACGAGCGUGUAUUUACAAUCAACUUCUAACCGAUAUGAUUAUCGAAAAGGAGAAAUAUUUGUACGUCUCGUUAUUGGAAAAAUACAGAAACACAGAUCAAGAUGAUUUUCUCGAAUUCAUCGACAAAACCAGCUACCCCGGUAACGUAUUACCAUUUCCAACACCACUCGAACCCAGACACGAGUAUUUAUCCAGCGAACCGGAUCCUUUCAAACAAUCGUUACGAAAAUUGAUCGAAAAAGAUUUAAAAAAAGUUAAAAGUGAGCCUAACAAAACAUCGCAGAAAGAUUACCGUUCCAAAGCUUAUUCUCCUAUUGUUUUAAUAAAACCGAUUCCAGAACGGUCGAAUCACGUUGUCGAAAACAAUUCCCAGCAAAUCGUUGCCAAAAAUGAAGCAUCCAGUCGAGUAUCAGAUUCGCAGCAAACAGUUGUCAAAGCCAAACAGCUACCGAAUCAAUCAGGCGAUAAUUCCCAGCAAAUUGUGGUCAAAGCGAAACAGGAAGCUUAUGUACUUCAGAGGGUAGCGGAGCUCCAGAAAGCAGGUCUAUGGCCUGAGAAAAAGUUAUCAAAAGUGCAAGAACCGCCUCGAACAAAGGCUCACUGGGAUUACGUUCUGGAAGAAUUAGAAUGGCUGGCUACAGAUUUCGCCCAAGAACGUAAAUGGAAGAAGGCAGCCGCCAGAAAAAGAUCUCGAAUGAUUCAAAAACAUUUCCAAGAAAGAGAAGCCCUCGUACUUAAAGCAGCCAAAGCAGCCGAAUUACACAAACGAAGAAUAGCGAGUCAUACAGCCAAAAUGGUGAAAUUAUUUUGGAGUAAUGUGGAAAAACUCGUGGAUUUUAAACAACAAACCAAGCUAAAAGAAAAACGUCAGCAAGCCUUGGAUCAACAUCUUAGCUUUAUUGUAGAUAAAACUGAAAAAUACUCAUCACUGGUGGCCGAAAGUAUGAAUAAAUCUACGAACAGAGCUCAGUCACCGGACGAGAAUUCCGAUGCCGAAUUUGAACCGAAUCAAAGCUCUAGCGAUGAUGAAGAAACAAUCGAGGCUGAAGAAAAAAUCAGAGGUGCUGAAGUAGAUCAUAGUAAAGAAAUUGAAAUGCUUAAACGAGAAUCCGAGUUACCUUUGGAAGAUCUCUUGAAUCAGUUACCCAGUGAAUAUUUGAAUAAUGUUCCCAUUGAUGAUAAAAUUAGCAACGAGAAACCAAUUGACGACGACGAUGAAUAUAAAAUGGAAGAUGAUGAAAGUGACGACGAAACGACGCUGUUGGAAGAAGAGAAACGACAAGGAAAAGUUGAUUAUAAAUCUGAAAUCGCUGAAUUACAAGCCGAUAAUAACUUAAGCAUAGAAGAACUUAUGAAAAAGUACGCUGCCGAUGCACCUACUGGAAAUUCCAUCGAUUCGAAUUCUCAAUCGGAAAGCUCUUCGGAAAGUACCGCCGAAGAAAGUGCAGCCGAAAGCGACGCUAGCGAUAAUGAAAACAGCACUAUCGAUAAUUCAGACGACGAAGAUGAUGAAAACGAUGAAGACGAUGAUGAUGACGACGACGAAGACGACGACGAUGAGAGCAAAAGCGACGAUUCAGAUGAAAGUAGCGAUGGUCUCAUGUCUUUGUUGAAGGACAGCACAUUGGAAAAUGGAGAUAUGAACGAAGAAAAUACAGACGAAAAAAUCGACGAUGUGGCCGCGAUUGCUGAAAGUAUCCAGCCUAAAGGAAAUACGCUGUCUUCAACGAGUGUCGUUACAAAAGUUCCUUUUUUAUUGAAACAUACCCUUCGCGAGUAUCAACAUAUCGGUUUAGAUUGGCUGGUGACCAUGUACGAACGUAAAUUGAACGGUAUAUUGGCCGAUGAAAUGGGUCUGGGUAAGACCAUCCAGACUAUCGCGCUGUUGGCUCAUUUAGCUUCGGAUAAAGAGGAUUGGGGUCCUCAUUUAAUUAUAGUUCCUACGUCUGUGAUGCUUAAUUGGGAAAUGGAAUGCAAAAAAUGGUGCCCGGCUUUCAAAAUAUUAACUUAUUACGGAAAUCCGAAAGAAAGGAAAUUGAAAAGAUCCGGUUGGACGAAACCAAACACAUUCCACGUUUGUAUCACUUCGUACAAAUUAGUAUUACAAGAUCAUCAUUGCUUUCGACGUAAGAAAUGGAAGUAUCUAAUUUUGGACGAAGCGCAGAACAUAAAAAAUUUCAAAUCCCAAAGAUGGCAACGAUUAUUGAACUUUGAUUCAGAAAGGCGUUUACUAUUGACCGGCACCCCUUUGCAAAACAACCUGAUGGAGCUAUGGUCGCUGAUGCAUUUCUUGAUGCCGAAUUUAUUCGCUUCUCAUCACGAAUUUAAAGAAUGGUUCUCGAAUCCGGUCACCGGUAUGAUCGAAGGAAACGCCGAAUACAACGAAAAUAUCAUCAAAAGACUGCACAAGGUGCUAAGACCGUUCCUUUUACGAAGAUUGAAAACUGAAGUCGAAAAGCAGUUACCCAGUAAAUACGAACACGUGGUCAUGUGCAGAUUAUCGAAUAGACAGCGAUAUUUAUACGAUGAUUUUAUGUCUCGAGCAAAAACCAAGGAAACAUUAUCUUCGGGCAAUCUGCUGAGUGUGAUUAAUGUUCUUAUGCAAUUACGUAAAGUUUGCAACCAUCCUAAUCUAUUCGAGCCGAGACCGAUCAUUUCGCCUUUUCAAAUGGAAGCUUUGGAUUAUCAAACAGCUUCGUUGGUGUUUGCUGCCUUGGAUUAUGCUCCGUUUGAGCGUGUGAACUUGGACUCGUUGAAUUUACGUAUCGUCGAUUCGGAAACAGAAUUGACUGCUUGGGCUGUGCAUCGCUUGAAUAAAUUACGCGUUCCUCGAAGAUUAAUCCAGGAAAUCGACAAAGCUCCCGAGGAACCUCCUCCGUUGCCGAAUGUGUUGAUGAACGUGCGCUUGAGGAGAAGAUCAUCGACGCCGGCAUCGCGGCCGCUACCACCACUAUCUUUAUUGUCAUCAUCAAAAUUCGUUGUAGAGACAUCUCCGGUGUGUAGCAGUGCUAACAACUCGAUAAAAUCGAAUAACACCUUGAUGAAAGGUAACUCUAAAAUAACAUCGUAUUUUAAAACCGCUUCGACGCUGCCGACUUCGGUAGCUACGGUAGUUGCGACGAGCCCGGUUACCACGGUGUCUACGACACCUACGAUGUUUCCAGCCGGUAUGAAAACUGCCACCGCUGCUACCUACACUGUUGUUAGUAAUCCAAUAUCGGCGCCAGCGACAGGAGCAACAGGAUCUGUUGUACCUAAACUGAGAUUGGCUCAGGUUUAUAGAAACAUUGUUCCGCAAGAUGACGUAAACAAUAUGGCUGUGAAAACAAUCAAACCGGUUGGCAAUGCGACCACGACGAUGCCAAUAAGUACAACGAAUUUAACGUUUCAAUUUAAAGGAGGUACCACAUUGAACGCGUUAGCUCCGGGGAAAAUCUGUUUUACUACGGCUGGUUCGAAAAUCCCCAUUCAGGCAACUGUGUUGAGAAAUAUGUUACCAGUAUCGUCACCGUUGAAGAUGAAUAAUAAUAACGCCAUCGUCGCCACUGCUUCCGGAUCAUCGCAGCCAUCGAUUAUGCAAACCGUCGGUGGCCAAAAAACGUACAUAGCGUUGCCUGCAAAUUCCAUGACCAUUUCACCGGGUCAGAAAGUUAUUCUAAAGAAUGUCAAUGCCAGUGAUCUUAAAGCUCCGGUUAUUAAACUACCUCAGCUGGCACAGUCUAAUUAUUAUACCUCGUCGAAUGUGCUCGUGAACAACGCUCCGAAAACCACCUCUGUAACGAUACCAAAACCGAUCAGUGCGACGAACUGCUCACCUACGCAGUCUAACGCCGGGUCUCCAUCGUCAUCGGCAUCAUUCGCGUCUAGCCUUAGCUCAGCAUCGUCUUCUGGAACAACAACGAGAAGUCGACACCAUCACGACAGUAGUAAAAUCAAAGAAGAUUCCUCGUCGUUGGAAGACCCGAUAAUCGUAGAAAAACGUCGUCAUAUGCGAAGAGAGAAGCUACGUAUUUUAGGCGUAACCAACGAUCGGAAAUCUAGUCCUUACGUUGUGUACGGCAGCGACGUACGAGAUUCGCUGAAGAUCACGGCGGAUGUGGCGUCAUCGUCGUCGUCCACGUUAUCGAAUUCGGAUUCGGAUUCGGAGAAAUACUGGAAAUACGCCGGCCAUGUGAACUGCGUCAACGCUCAGUACGCGAAACACGUGUACGACAUGUGUUACACGUUAACGAAUGCCUUAUCCGAUUCGGUGAAGUCUAUCGAAGAAAGAAUACAAGACUUAUCGGAGACUUUUUCGAGAUUCAUCGUUUACGUACCGGCUGUGAACGCUAGACGUCCUUCGAUGCACGUGUCGCGUCCGAAUCCGUCGAAAAGUUGGUCGAUGAGGUACACGGAGGCUGUGCUGGAACGCGAAUUAACCCCUAAAGCCGUCUGUCUGCAUCAGGUCGUUUCGAAAAUGAGCACGGCGUUUCCGGACAGUCGGCUUAUACAGUACGACUGUGGUAAAUUACAAACGUUAGAUACGUUAUUGCGGCGAUUAAAAGCCGGCCAGCAUAGGGUACUGAUAUUCACCCAAAUGGCUCGUAUGCUCGACGUGCUGGAGACUUUCUUGACCUUCCAUGGGCAUAUCUAUCUGCGAUUAGAUGGCAGUACGAGGAUAGAUCAGAGACAGGUUUUAAUGGAGAGAUUUAACGCCGAUAAAAGAUAUUUCUGCUUUAUACUUUCGACUCGUUCCGGUGGUAUUGGUGUAAAUUUGACGGGAGCUGAUACGGUUAUAUUUUACGAUAGUGAUUGGAAUCCGACGAUGGAUGCGCAAGCGCAAGAUCGAUGCCAUCGUAUCGGACAAACCAGAGAUGUGCAUAUUUAUAGAUUGAUAAGCGAUAAAACAGUGGAGGAAAACAUCUUGAAGAAAGCUAAUCAGAAGAAAUUACUCGGCGAUUUGGCCAUCGAAGGCGGUAACUUUACAACGGCGUAUUUCAAAUCUACCACCAUUCACGAUUUGUUCAACGUUGAUCUCGACGAAUCUGAUCCGGCUAAACGAAUGUCCGAUAUAGCGCCGCCGGAAGCCACCAAUUCGUCUGCGCAGAGCAACGGCUCCGCUGCAGGCACCGCUGCAGUUGCUACCACUGGCGUCGAAAAAUCCACGUUGAACGCGUACGAAACCGCUUUAGCUGCGGUCGAAGACGAAACAGACGUGAACGCUGCUAAGACCGCGAAAGAAGAAGCGGUCGCCGAAUUGGAAGAAUUCGACGAGAAUAUACCUUUGGUGGAUAACGAUAACGCAGAUAAUUCUACUUUACCGACCGAAGCCGAACAAAAAGUUAACGCUCUCUUGGAACAGUUGACGCCGAUCGAAAGAUGGGCGCUGCAGUUCAUGGAAACGGUGGACGCGGAAUGGGCCGAAGAGCAGCUGGCCGCAGCCGAAGCCGAAAUCGAACAACAGAAAAAAGAAUGGGAAAUGGAACGUUUAGCCAUCGAACAAGCGGACGAACGGUCGAAACGUCGACGCCUAGAAGACGGUAGCGCCGACACAGAAGACGAUAACGCAUCGACGUCUGCAUCGACCAGUUCGGCUCUCUCGACGCAUCACAACUUGACGCGUCAGAGUAGCACAUCCGGCGGCGAUUCGAAGCAUCAUAAUCAGCUCAGUGCGUCGACUAGUGCGGCAGCUGAAUCGUCAUCGUCUCAUCACAGUCGAUUACGAUCGACGAAAAAAGAUAAACAGUCGACGACUCCGGUGACUCGAAGAAUGGCUAAUAAUCGUAGAAGCGUCGCCGGCGGUUCUGGAGCUGGACACGGUGAGAGUAACAACGAUACGAGGAAACGGCAUGCCGGCAAUGCCAGUCGACUAAGUGUGUGAGUGGCGAGUGAAGUGCUCUUGUUUUGACAGAUAAAAGCGACUGGGGAUCGUACUUCGAUAAUUGGUGUUGUUGAUCGGAGAUGACUACUCGAUAUACGUAAUAAGUGUUUCUAUGUUGACCAUAUUGUUGAUUGUAUGUAAUUUACCAUCGAAAAGGUGAAUUUGACGAGUGUUUCGGUACGUAUAAUAUAUCAAUUGUUUUCCCCUACCUUCUACUUUUUUGUAAACCUUGUUUUUCUGAUUUUUAUUCUUAUUAUUAUUAUUGUUGUUGUAUAAACGUACAUUCAUUCAUUCAACAGUAUAUUUUUUGUAAACAAUUCUCAAGCGAUGUUUAAUUUUUUUAUAUGUACAUUUUUCUUUUUUCACCUUAAGAUUAUGUUUGUGUUGUAAUUAAUUGUAAUACUACUUCUCUCUUUUUUCCCCCCUGCGUGUCUAUAUUCAUGUUGAUUUUGUAUAAAAUUAAACAGAUUGUUAGUUAUUUAA
Messenger RNA from Planococcus citri (citrus mealybug), 6903 nucleotides. Its product is annotated as helicase domino-like. The transcript has 29 exons. Gene Ontology annotation, biological process: chromatin remodeling. The record is from RefSeq and is a predicted model, not a curated record. NCBI's taxonomy places the organism in Eukaryota, Metazoa, Arthropoda, Insecta, Hemiptera, Pseudococcidae. The coding region runs from base 394 to 6420 and encodes 2008 amino acids. Gene Ontology annotation, cellular component: Swr1 complex. Gene Ontology annotation, molecular function: ATP-dependent chromatin remodeler activity; ATP binding; histone binding.